AGCUUUUGACGACAAGGAUAUCCGGAAAAUCAACCCGUCGAUGGAAGACGGAUGUGUACCUACUCGUAACACUCCUGUCGACACCGGACCGGAGAAGAUCCCCGUGAUAAUAUACGAUGUUGAUAAUAAUAAUGAGCUGCCACCUGAGCUGGCCUCCAGAGACACUCCUACAAUGAAACCCGAUUCACCGGAACACAAUGUUUCGACAAAUAAAGGCAAGCAAGAUGACGAUCAAGCAUAUAAGGACCUGAUACAUUCAGAUUCGAAACAUAAACGUUAGCAAAGUAUUAGAUGUUUCUAGAUGUUUUUUCCUUGAUACUUUUAUAACGAUAUGUUUACGACCUGCUGGACAGAUAUAUAUUUUUCUUAGAUACAUUUGUCUUCAAACGCUUUUUUGUGAUGGAUAUUUUGCCUCAUAAAAUUUAUUGUAUUUAUUUUAUUCGAUGUACACCUGUUUUUAACAAAAAAAUGAACGUUUCUCGCUUAGUAUUUUAGAGAACAAAAAACAACGUUAACAUGGCUGACUACACUUUACGUGAGGAUCGAAAGAUCCUUGUAACAAACAGGCACAAGUUCAUUACAAGAUGCUCUCGCAUGAUAUCUAACAAGGCUUUUCUGCGUUUGUUUUCAGCUGCCCCACCAAAGUACUUUGCUAUAUGUUUUACAUCAGUGUCUCACUUCAAUAUAUUCUCAAUUUCAGCAAAGAUGGAAAAGAAACCGGCGCAUGCUAGGAAGCUUCCAAACCCACUUGCACUGCGGUCGCCUCUGACCCUAGCUGUAGAUUUCAGCGAUGAGAAAAUUCCGGUACUUCCUGCUCGCAGGCGUCUGUCGCAGCCGGCCAUUAUGCCUCUUGCGGCGGAAGCGUAUGUCAACACGUCAUUUGGCCAGGUAACAGUUCGUCCCAUUACGUGGAAGAGUGCGGAUUUGACCGAAAAUGACGCCAAUGUUAACGCCUACGAAUCCGUUUCAACAGAACAAUGCGUAUUGUCGGUGGCCCAUGGUGACUCAAAAUCUGUCGCGAAUGGAAAAACAAACGGAAGCAGAAUACUUUCUAAUGAUACUGAUGGCACAUAUAAAGAUCAAAAUAUUAAGUCCGCCAAUAUCGAGAAAAUGAAGGACCUGACAAUAAAUGAAAUUGGCGACAUUUUAAGGCUUUUAAAGCUUGAAGAAUACGUAGAAAUUUUCAAAGAAAACCAUGUGGACGGAGUCAUCUUGACAAGUCUCGAACGUGAUGAUUUGGUGAAUGAGUUGGGGAUGAAUAAACUGCCCGCGACGAGACUAUUUAUGUACAUGACUGCAAGCCACAUCUCAAAGUGAUGCCAUACAUGACCCUCUCGAGAAUGCGUUUUACAUUGUGUGUACUGCAAAUAUUGAGUGUUUUGCUUUGAUCUUUUUGGCUACUGGUAAUCUAGCUAUAGAAAUAAAAUUGUAGCAUAAACUAUUACACACAAGUACGUACACGUAUACACAAUAAUUGCAGCUAAUUGUGUAUUUUUUCCUGUUUUUAAUCACGUUUCCAUUCGCGAAUAUUAUUUGAACACAAUUCGGUUGCAUACAUCUAUUGACCACGAACUGAGAUUUCGCAUAAACUUGUGUUUCGCUCUUUACAAACCUUAAUGGGGAGUAAAAAUCGUCUUUCAUUUCGUCAUUGGGUGCUUUGAUUUUUGUAUGAUGCAAUCCUCGUUAUUCGAAUCGCAACUUGUUCUUAUUAUAUACGUAUAAUCGGCGUGUUUAACUACCGAUGCACACAUGCAUUAUUGCUUAUGUUUGCGGACUCAGUAACAUAUUAUCAAAUGCCAUACCCUGUUUCCCAUGUAAUAUAACCAUUACGAAUAUUUUUAUCUUACACACGUGUAAUAUACUUUUUAAGCGUUAACAUUGGCUUAUAUUGACCAAUCGCAUUUCGUUAUUUUGCUGAAAUGACGCUGCAACGUCAAAUGACGUCACGAAAUGUAAACAACAUUCGGGAUUUAUCAUUAUGUUUGCGUUAAUAUUGAUUUAAUUUGCUCAUUAAAAGGCAUGUGAUAAAAAUGACCUGACACACGUUGUCAUUUCAUACAAUAUUUUAUUAAACUCGUCCAAAACAUUUUGGAAGAAGGUUUUACCAUUUAUUGCUUAAAUCAAAAACGUAAGCUAUUAACACGGUUCCAUUUCCGGGAUAAUGAAACGUUUGCUUUUGAUUUUGAUAAGCUUACUCAAUCUAGUCACGUGCUUUAUAACUUCGAAUCCCGGAGAAGUAGGUUAAGUUCAAAUUUGCGUUUGAUUGUAUUAAGUACUCUGACGACCGUGCACCAUUAUUAUACAUGUUUAUUUAAUUUAUCUACUGUAGCUCUUGUAUUUUGUAUAUUUCCCUUGACGAAUUGUUACAUAUAGCAACACCUCAUGCAAUUAUAACACCUAACGGUCAGUGUUUGCGACAUGACAAACAAUCAUUUGACCAAAUAAUAAAUCAAAACCAGUAAAAAAACUGCUUAUUAUCUAUAGGUUUUCAUUGAGACUAUUUGAAACGUAUAUAUAAUACAAUCUACAAUUAUUAUUUGUAUGUUACUUGUGUAAUGUGUCCAGUACUCCCAGUGAUAAUAUUGUAGAGAUGAUGUUGUAACUAUGUAUGAUUUAUAUGAACAUAUUAAAUAUUAUUGAGUUUAGUAAAUAUUUGUACGAAUAACGGGUAAGUAAAUAAAUAUCUAACAAUUGGCAUGUGUCUGGAAUGAUGCGGUUUACUUUGUUGAUGAAAAUAAUUGUGUUGCUCCUUACUUCACGACUAUUUUCAAUCAUGUACAUAUGACAGAGGUAUUCAUGAUGAAUAAAAUACUAAAGUUGUAAAUGUUCCAAUUUGUAAAAUGUGCUGCAUAUCAAGUCUAAGAGGUAUAACAUAAAUAAAUAAAAUCUCUAAGUUAUGUUCACAUGUAUCAACAACAUAAUGAGUAAAUGGUGCAAACAUGACCGUGCGUUAAACGAUGCUGGAGGCUUUAUUACUACGCCUGUUCAAUGUUUA
This is a messenger RNA of Dreissena polymorpha, 2995 nucleotides long. RefSeq lists its product as uncharacterized. Lineage: Eukaryota; Metazoa; Mollusca; Bivalvia; Myida; Dreissenidae. The transcript is spliced from 4 exons. The record is from RefSeq and is a predicted model, not a curated record. Gene Ontology annotation, molecular function: protein binding. Bases 517 to 1317 code for a protein of 266 amino acids.